This is a messenger RNA of Capsicum annuum, 699 nucleotides long. RefSeq lists its product as uncharacterized. The record is from RefSeq and is a predicted model, not a curated record. Bases 1 to 699 code for a protein of 232 amino acids. Gene Ontology annotation, biological process: DNA integration. Gene Ontology annotation, molecular function: nucleic acid binding. Lineage: Eukaryota; Viridiplantae; Streptophyta; Magnoliopsida; Solanales; Solanaceae. The transcript is spliced from 2 exons.
AUGGAGCGAGAUUGCUUUCGCUUUGUUCGCAAGUGUCAUCAGUGUCAAAUUCAUAGUGAUUUGAUUCACUUGCCACCUUCAGAGCUGCAUCCUAUGUCUGCUCCUUGGCCAUUCAUUGCUUGGGGCAUGGAUGUAAUUGAUCCAAUAGAACCAAAAGCUUCUAAUGGGCAUCGAUUCAUACUGGUCGCUAUUGGCUAUUUUACCACAUGGGUAGAAGUUGCUACUUUCAAAUCAGUUACGAAGAAAACAGAGGUUUGCGAGCAAUUUAAAAUUGUGCAUCAUCAUUCUACCCCUUACCGUCCCAAAGAAAAUGGAGCCGUUGAAGCAUCGAACAAGAAUAUUAAAAAGAUUCGUAGGAAAAUGGUCCAAGGAUCUCGACAGUGGCAUAAGAAAUUACCGUUUGCUCUUUUAGGAUAUCGUACAAAUAUCCGUACAUCAACUGGCAUAACUCCUUAUUUACUAGUCUAUGGGACUGAAGCUGUGAUACCCGCAGAAGUCAAAAUUUCCUCGCUUCGAAUCAUUGUUGAAGCCGAUAUUGACGAUGCUGAAUGGGUCAAGUCUAGACUAGAACAAUUAUCAUUAAUAGAUGAAAAAAGGUUGAUGGCAGUUUGCUUUGGCCAAUUAUACCAGCAGAGGAUGGCGCAAGCUUACAAUAAGAAGGUACGUCCUAGAAAUUUGAGGUCGGCCAACUUGUUGUAA